AUGGAGCAACGGAAGCCAGUCAUCACGCGCUUUCGCGUCGUCGUCGCAGUCCUCGCUCUUUGUGGGGUCGUCUGCUUCACGGCCGGGGCGAUACUGAUUGCACAGCCACAAGCCAAACCCAACACGAAAUCCAUCCUGUCCAAUAUCCAGCAAACGUCUGCCCUGAAGGUCUCGCUGACCGCCCUCCGCCCGUGCAUGCAGCUCAACGGCAAGACUAACGCCACUGUGUACAUCGUCCCCCGCGCGAGCUACGUCGAAGACGAUAUGCUGGAGUUUGAUGCUAUCUUGACUCAGCCCGGUGCUGAAGUAACCGAGACGUACGUGCUCCUUGACAACCGCGCGUACUGGUCCAAGUCGGCGCUGGACGGCACGCCCAUUACGGCGCAGUGUUUGACUGCAUCCCAGAUUCCGCCAAUCGAGUUGAUGCAGGGCAGCAUGGAGCAGUCUCAUGUCGUGUCGGCUGUAGUGGACGACGACGGAGAGCCGAUCGAGAUGGGGUGCGAGAUCGGCCAGUUGCUCGAGCUCAAGUUUGCAGGAGAGACAUUUGUGCUGUGCAAAUCGAGAGAUAACACCAUGACGCAUGGGCUUGGGGACGACUUGACGUUUACUGUCGAGUACAUUUCAGACCCGACUCAAGUCCCCGACAUCGUGGCACCCACGAACCUGGAAUGCCCGGUC
This is a messenger RNA of Aphanomyces invadans, 678 nucleotides long. RefSeq lists its product as hypothetical. The record is from RefSeq and is a predicted model, not a curated record. The transcript has a single exon. The annotation marks the transcript as partial. NCBI's taxonomy places the organism in Eukaryota, Oomycota, Saprolegniomycetes, Saprolegniales, Verrucalvaceae.